UGUUCUCCUGCUUUACCCACAGGUGUUGUAUCUCAUGAUGUCUUGGCCUGAACCCGUGACCCGUUGGAUCCCACAACCUCUUCCUGCCGCUGCAUAUGUCUCAGAGUCUGUCAACUGGGAUUCUCUCCCUCAAGAAUUCACCAACCUGACCAGCCUUCUAUACUGGCCUCCAACUGGUGGGCACAACAGUGACUUUUUAGCCUCAACCAGCCCCAAAACCUCCACCUACCACCUGGUGGGUCCUGCCCAGGCCACCUAUAUUCUGGGAAGUAACCUAGAGGCCAUCCUUGUGGCUAGGGAUCACUGGGGUAGGCCCAAGGCUCAUGGUGGGGAUCUGUUUCGGGCACAGCUGCUGGGCCCGGAAGUGAAGGCAGGAGUCCCAGGGGAGGUGAAGGACCUGGAGAAUGGCACCUACCUCUUGUCCUUCCCCCUGCUCUGGGCUGGCAGGGCCCAGGUGCAAGUGCGGCUGAUCCACUCCAGCGAGGCAGUUGGGGUCCUGCAGAGAGUCUGGAGAGAAACACGGGCCACCGUGGAUUUUAGAGGGUAUUUCCAAGGAACGAAUGGCAUUCAAGAGGUUGUCACCUGCAACGUGGACCCCCAGUCGACUGGAGCCAGAGGGCCGACCUGCCAGUACAAGGAUGUGGUUUCUGGGGAGAUCUGGUUCUGUGCUCAGCCCCCAACUUUGCCCUGCAGUGCUUUAGUGGGUCACUCGAGUGGACGUUACCUGAAGGUGACCACACCACAUGAUGAACUCCUGCUGGCUGGCCUUGCCCUCGAGGCCGCCAUGCCGCCCUGGCCACCUGUCUCUAAAACCCUCUGGCUUCUACCACCAAGCCGAUGGCACUCGACGUUCUGUUCCAGCCGCUCCUUCCCCACUGCGGACAGCAUCCUGAGCUGCCUGGCUGGCCGCAUCGUCUACAUGAUGGGGGACUCCACCCUCCGGCAGUGGUGGGAGUAUCUGCGGGACACGGUGCCCUGUGAGCGAGCACGAGGGGAGCAUGCGUGCAGUCAGGGUGCAGAAGGCAGACGCAACGGUGCUGAGGCCCCGGCUUAGCGGACAGGCGGGGCAGGAUGCUGGUCUUCCUGAAGGCACCUGAGUGGAGGCGUGAGCUGGUUUGCUCUGUUUUAUGAGGCAGGGUCUCACUACGAACGUAGCCCUGGUUGGCCUGGAACUCCCUUUGUGAUCAAGAUGUCCUCAGAGUCACAGAAUCCACCUGCCUGUGCACACUGAACGGUAGAUUUAAAGGCAUACUCCACCAAGCCCAGCCUGGUUGAGUUUUAACAACUCUGUGUCUGUGUGUGUGUGAGUACAUGUCAUGGCACAGGUCCUGUGGAGGUCGCAGGACAGCUCUCAGA
Psammomys obesus (fat sand rat) is the source of this 1356-nucleotide messenger RNA. Its product is annotated as NXPE family member 3-like. NCBI's taxonomy places the organism in Eukaryota, Metazoa, Chordata, Mammalia, Rodentia, Muridae. The record is from RefSeq and is a predicted model, not a curated record.